UCUCAUCUGCUCCACUCUUUCCUUUCUCAUUACCUUAUUAUCUUCUUGAGCUUCCUCUUUCAAGAAGGAUCUUGUUGCCCUGGUCUAAUAAAUAUGGUUGAAUCAGCCAUGUCAAAGACAAUGAUGGAGGAAGUAAUGGCAACAUGGUCAGAGGGGUCAGAGGAAGAUGAGCUUGUGAGAGAGCUUUUGGAUGAUGGGUCUCCCCUUCUUAUGGUGCCUCAGGAGCCAAUUCAAAACCCCAUAACAAAACCAUCUUCAACUCACCAUGCCUUUAAUAGCUUCCUCUCCAACAUUUACUCAGGUCCUACUAUCUCAGAUAUUGAAAAUGCUUUGUCAGUCACCAACCAAGGAGACCACUUCCCACCACUCUCAUCACCCAGAGUUUCCAUAUUGGAGAGGGGUUUGAGCAAGAUUGAGAAUAAGUAUACCCUCAAAAUCAAAUGCUUUGGCAAUGGGAUGGGAGAUGAUGGAUAUAAGUGGAGGAAGUAUGGACAGAAAUCCAUUAAGAAUAGCCCAAAUCCUAGGAGUUACUAUAGGUGCACAAACCCAAGGUGCAGUGCCAAGAAGCAGGUUGAGAGAUCCAUUGAAGACCCAGACACUCUUAUCAUAACCUAUGAAGGGCUCCACUUGCACUUUGCUUAUCCAUAUUUUCUCAUGGGCCAACCCGACCAAUCUCAAUCCCAUCAACCCAUCAAGAAGUCCAAGCCCACUUCUUCACAGGACCAAGCCCAAGUCCAUAUAGAAGAUUAUGUUCAUGAGGCCCAAUCAAGUGCCACUUCGGGUGUGCUGCCAUCCACUUCAUUGGACUCUCCACAAGACAUGGCCCAGGAAAACUUGGGCUCACAAGGGUUGCUUGAAGACAUGGUGCCAUUCAUGGUUCGGAACCCAGCAAACAGUGUGAGCAGUGCUCACACAAAUUUUUCUUGUUCUUCGUUUCGUUCUCCUCCGACCUCACCUCUGUGGCUUAAAUUCUAGGACCUAAUUUAUAAUUAUGAAUAUGUAAAGAUUUAGAAACACAAUAAUUUUAAAGGGUGGCUAUAAUGGUUUUGCUUAUGUGAAUUUAAUAUAUAAUGUAAUAGUAUAGUUUUUAUGUCACGUGAUCGAAG
This is a messenger RNA of Vigna angularis (adzuki bean), 1106 nucleotides long. Its product is annotated as probable WRKY transcription factor 49. Gene Ontology annotation, biological process: regulation of DNA-templated transcription. The coding region runs from base 94 to 975 and encodes 293 amino acids. The record is from RefSeq and is a predicted model, not a curated record. Gene Ontology annotation, molecular function: DNA-binding transcription factor activity; sequence-specific DNA binding. NCBI's taxonomy places the organism in Eukaryota, Viridiplantae, Streptophyta, Magnoliopsida, Fabales, Fabaceae. The transcript is spliced from 3 exons.